Hevea brasiliensis (rubber tree) is the source of this 1577-nucleotide messenger RNA. Its product is annotated as protein SENSITIVE TO PROTON RHIZOTOXICITY 2-like. Bases 125 to 1342 code for a protein of 405 amino acids. The transcript is spliced from 2 exons. Lineage: Eukaryota; Viridiplantae; Streptophyta; Magnoliopsida; Malpighiales; Euphorbiaceae. The record is from RefSeq and is a predicted model, not a curated record. Gene Ontology annotation, biological process: response to acidic pH; response to aluminum ion.
UUGUUUUUGUUUUUUUCUCUCUCUAUCUUAGUUGUUUUUGUUGUAUAUAUACAUAAAGAAGAAGGUAUUUACGACAGAGAUCCAGAACCCAUCUAGGAGAAUUUAGAUACUGAAAGGGAUUUUCAUGAAAAUGAUUUCGGAGGCAGGUUCUUGUUUUCCUAAUUUAGCACAUGGUGGUUUGCAGAUAUAUCCUGGAAGCGAAAGUGUGGUUUCGACCAGUAAUCUUGAAGCAAAUUCAAGCUCAGAAACUCACUCGAGUUCUCUCCUUUAUAGUCUCUCCCUUCUCAAAGACAAGGUUCAUCAGGUGCAGUGUUUGGUUAGCAUCCUCAUCUCACCAGAUGAUCAUCAUCAUCAAGCCCAGCAGCCCGAGUCAACUUCUCUAGCCAUAGCCAGAAUGGCCACCAUGAUUCAAGAAAUCAUUGUUACUGCUUCAUCAAUGGUUUUCACUUGCCAGCAGAUGGCUAUCGGCUCAAAUUCAGCAGCAGCCAACAAUAAUAACACCGAUGAAUUGCACCAUGAGGCUCAAGCUAAUAAGGUUCAAGCAAAUGGGUUACUACAACCAAACUUUGGUGGAAAUAACAUAGCCCAAGAGAGAGGACAAAGCAGCUUCUUCCCUAGCGAAAGCUUCGAGUUCUGGUACGGUGACAACUACAACAAUCGAGGUAUGCUUGCUCUUGAUAGCAACCAAAAGGUGGAAGGAAAAGAAUUUUCUCAAGGGGGGAGCGAGAAAUCUGCAGAAGGGAAAUCAUUAUUAGUCAAGAAUUAUGAUAUAAUCGAAUUGGAUGCAGCUGAUUUACUUGCAAAGUACACUCAUUAUUGUCAAGUUUGUGGGAAAGGGUUCAAGCGUGACGCGAAUUUGAGGAUGCAUAUGAGAGCUCAUGGAGAUGAAUAUAAGACUACAGCUGCUUUGAGCAAUCCAAUGAAGAACAAUAGUUCAAGAGAAAUAAUGGGAGAUAAUGAUAAUGAGUCAUGGUCGACGAAAUUGCCUAGGAAAUAUUCAUGUCCACACGAAGGGUGUAGGUGGAAUCAGAAACAUGCAAAGUUUCAGCCACUGAAAUCAAUGAUUUGUGCGAAGAAUCAUUACAAGAGAAGCCAUUGUCCUAAGAUGUAUGUUUGCAAGAGGUGCAAUAGGAAGCAAUUCUCGGUAUUGUCUGAUCUCAGGACUCAUGAGAAGCACUGUGGAGAUCUCAAGUGGCAGUGUUCUUGCGGUACCACAUUUUCUAGGAAAGAUAAGCUUAUGGGUCAUGUUGCUUUGUUCGUUGGACACACCCCAGCAAUAACUUCCUUCCCGAAGCCACCAGCAAAAGUGGAGAACCAAGUGCAACUAGACGAUAGGGGUUGAAGCAACUUAUGUACCAUGGAGUCUGCCCAGGUAAUCUCACUGAUCACAAUGGCUCUUCCAGAAAAAGUGAUACGCUGUUAAAUGAGGUUUAAUUUUAGAAUAAUCAUUUCCAUAGUGAUUGUUUGAAGAAAGGUCUUUGUAGAUGAUAUCCCAUGAGUAAUGUAGUUAAUAUCAUGCUUUUUGGAAAAUUCACAUACUUCAUGUACUAUAUAUAUCAGUUCUAACAUUUUUCAUA